AUCCUGAAAUGUCUCACUGUGUACGUAUCGAGAAAAGCAAUGCUUGAUUGACGGCGCAAACUUUUCCCUCGUUUUUUCUCGUUAGUACGUAAUCUUUUGGACUGCUUUAAGGUUAUACUCCGCGGUACUUCACCAUCACCAUGGAAGAUCCUAGUAAAUACCAGCAGAUGCAAGAUGAAAUGUCUAGGUUCGAAGCCGAGAUAUCGGGCGCUGAGGCGUCCGCAGCCGCCGCGGCCGCUUGUUCUGGUUCUUCUCGACCGGUGAUCGGAUCAGCGACGUUCGGCGCUGUGCAACAGCAACUUGAACAGGCCAUCCCACCUCCACCACCUCCACCGCCGUUGCUUGGCGGCCCAUUUGACCAUGGUAUGAUGGGCUCGAGGAUGAUGUACCCUACAGUGCCGCCACCGCCGCCGCCGCCUAGUAUGAUGGUGCCCGCAUCUGUGCAGCGCCUACGGCCCCCACCAUCUUCCGAGAGCUUCUCACAAAAUCCAAUCACAUUCCUCCGUCCAGGAGUGCAAGGGCCCCAGUUGAUCCCACCACCUCCAAAACCACAACCUGUGGUGCUCUCAGCUGCCCCUAAACUGUAUAAACAGCCAAAGGAGGAUUUGGAGAGAAAAGAGAAAGAAAGCCGAAAGAGGAAGCGCGAGCCCCCGCCGCCACCGAAGCUGGAGCCUCCGCGCUUGCCGACCCCGCCGCCGGCACCUACCCCCAUCACUGUAGCCGACAUCGUCGCGCCCAAGGGCAAGAAGGAGAAGAAGAACCGAAAGGUGGUAAGAACAGCAGGUGGUCAAGUGUGGGAGGACGUGACGCUCCUGGACUGGCCGGACGAUGAUUUCCGUAUGUUCUGCGGAGAUCUCGGCAAUGACGUCACGGAUGAACUACUGACGCGAACUUUCGGCAAGUUCAGCUCGUUCCAGCGCGCGAAGGUGAUUCGAGACAAGCGAACCAAUAAGAGUAAGGGUUUUGGUUUCGUCAGCUUCAAGGACCCUGGGGACUUCAUCAAGGCCAUGAAAGAAAUGGACGGCCGCUACGUGGGCAGUCGUCCGAUAAAGCUGCGCAAGAGCACGUGGAAGAACCGCGCAUUAGACGUAGUACGAAAGAAGGAGAAGGAAAAAGCAGCACUGCUCUCUUUGCUUAUGUCCGGCAACAAGAGCUGACAACGUCCUAAUGCAAAAGACGAAUAGUCUACUUUUCGGUGUUCAUAUAAAAACACGGUCUUUAAUAUCUUGCAGCCAACAGCACAUGGAAGUGUUUUUUCUUUUAUCUUUCGCUUAUUUAGAAGUUUAUUUUCCGGUUGCCGAAAAAAUGUGCAGGGUUAAUUGUAAAAUACUUUGUGCCAUUACUUUCAAUAAUUCAUCAGAUUUUACAUUAGUACAUAAAUAAAAGUAUUUGAAGGGUGAUAACUCUGUGCGGUAACAAAAGAAAGCGCUAGCGUAAAUACCAAUACGAUGCAAAAUGCAGGAGCGGGGGUAGGGUUCCACAGAGGGCGCUUGCACGUUUUGACUGACUACCGUAUUACCAACGAAACAAUGAAUACUCAACAGUUUAUUUUUGGUUUUAUUAAGUAUGUUUUCUAAA
Molecule: messenger RNA, 1578 nt
Organism: Hyposmocoma kahamanoa
Lineage: Eukaryota; Metazoa; Arthropoda; Insecta; Lepidoptera; Cosmopterigidae
Product: RNA-binding protein 42
Exons: 7
Coding region: 141-1157 (338 amino acids)
Molecular function (GO): mRNA binding
Source: RefSeq, a predicted model, not a curated record